UAUUUUUUCAAAAGAAACUCGCCUGUAUUCCAAUGUUUUGCUUUUAAAUGUAUUUGGCAGAGCGAUGCGUGUUUGACGCUCCUAGGGCCAUGACGGUCACGUGAUCUUUGCCGUUUGCCUGCGUAUGCCACAACAUCCAGCCGUGUCGAGUGCUAGUAGUCUGCUUCGAGUCAGUGUAUGACCACUAGCAAGGAGAUACAAACAUAAUGGAUUUCAACGUGAAGAAAAUAGCCUCUGGUGCUGGAGUGUUUUUCACGCGGGCUGUCCAGUUCACAGAGGAGAAGCUGGGCCAGGCGGAGAAGACAGAGCUGGACGCUCACUUUGAGAACCUGAUGAUCCGCGCAGACUGCACCAAGCUGUGGACGGAGAAAAUCUACAGACAGACUGAAGUCCUGCUGCAGCCCAACCCAAGUAUGCCAUCACCAGUGGCGUUUUUAUAUGUACAAAAGGGGUGGGGCACCAAAAACUUAGAUGUCUAUAUAUAAGCUUCUGCAGUGAGG
Messenger RNA from Notothenia coriiceps (black rockcod), 500 nucleotides. Its product is annotated as endophilin-B2-like. Gene Ontology annotation, cellular component: cytoplasm. The transcript has 2 exons. The record is from RefSeq and is a predicted model, not a curated record. Gene Ontology annotation, molecular function: protein binding. Bases 207 to 485 code for a protein of 92 amino acids. NCBI's taxonomy places the organism in Eukaryota, Metazoa, Chordata, Actinopteri, Perciformes, Nototheniidae.